UGCAGGGGUGAGAGCGUCGGGGGCGCGCACGGUUGGCUGUGAGGGCUGGCAGCGGGAGCGUGCCCGGGAGAUGUCUUGGCGGGCGCCGUUCGGGGAGGAGGAGGCGGCGUCAUUGAGCCGUCUUCGGGAAUUCUUCUGCCGGAGUCUGCGGCGGGGGCACUGGGGGCUGGCGCGGGCCUGUCUGCCGCAACUUUCCCGGGGUCCUGAUGCUGAAGAAGUGGAGGAAAUACUGAGAGGUCUGGUCACAGCCCCGCACCUGCUCCGGUGUGAUGAGGAGCGCUCGCCUCAGAGGCUCGCCUGGUAUUGGUAUGACGCGUUGGACGCUUGGCUGGGCCAGGCUGAGAAGCGGCCGCCGGAUGUUCUCACAGAUGAAACUGAGUUCCUUCUUCUGCUGGAGGAGUUUCAGGAUGAAGCAUCAGAGCAAGCUGUGAAGGAGCUGUAUGAAGCAUUUCUAUACAGUCACUCAGAAGUAAAGGAAAGAAGGGAAACCCCAAGUCCUCGAUUCAGCGAGGCUACCAUCUCAUCUCUCCGGGGAGGUUUAUCCCAGAAUCCUCGGCUGGUGCAGGCACUGAUAGGUUUUCUAUUAGUGGAUGAUGCCUCUAGUGAAUACAACCACUACCUUCUGAACAUCACGGUGAACUUCCUCUUAGACUUGUUAUCGUCACUCCAGGAGAAAGAUGAGGCUGGGGCCACACGUGGACAUACUGUCAGUCAGAUAUACAGGGUCUUAGGCUCUAUGCACUUCAGUAUGGAGCUCCAGGCCAGCGAGCUCCGCCAUUUAUGUGAGGAGCUCUUUGAGAUUUGUUCUGACAAGAGAAUUCUCUCAGAAGAUCAUGUUCAGGCGUGUUUGCUGAGGAAGCAGAACUUUGGACUCGUUACCUUGUAUGGUACUGUGUCUAAGGAGAAGAUAAAGGCCCAUAUAAUCACUCAGAAGUCUCCUGGAAAAGGACCAGGAGCAGCUCAAGACCUUAGUGAUGCAGAAAGAGCAGUCCUUACUUUAUUCUAUGAUCGGGAGCAGGCAAGGCCGUGGAAGAAGAUCUAUUUCUACAGUCUGUCUACAGACAAACACUUCCUGUUGCAGAUUCUGCUUACUGCCUUGGCCCUCUUGAAAAAAGAAGAUUUCUCCAGUCUACACAUGCUCCUGUCUAACGAGUUUACGCCUUUGAGACGUCUUCUAGUUCUCUUGGGAUGGACCCACCUGCAGAGUACAGAGUCCGCCAAAUCACUGCUGCACGUCAUGCACAAAAAUAUGGAUCUCCACGAUGAUUCAUUAUUAAAAGAGUUCUGUGAUGGCCUCCUGUACCAGGUGGAAGCUUUGGAGUGGUGCAUAGAGCACAGCCGGCAGGAGAUUUCCAAAAAAGACGUUCUCCGUCAUUUAUGCACCUUGGACAGCCACUCUGCUCUGUACAUUCUUCAUCAUCUCACCAACCUGCCUCAGCUUCACGAAGACGAAGUUCUGAAGCUUCUGCACAGAGGACUCCCACAGGAAGUUUAUGCAGAACAUCACGAUGUACAUGAGCAGACUCAACACCGGAACAUAGUUGUGUUUCGGGCGUUCUGUGCUAUGAAGUAUGCCAUCUACUCUCUGUGCGUCAGUGCUCCCAGUAAUGCCCAGUACAAGGACCACCAUACCAACCAGCAGAGCAGCUCACUGGAUGACAGCGAGUGUGGGAAGAGCUCAGAAUCUCCAAAUCUCUUUGUUCAGUAUUUAACCAAGUGCCAGUAUUAUUUAUAUCCUCUGCCUUUACCACUAAAACUGGAGCUGCUGGAAAACAUCUUCUCCUUAAUGUUUACUUCCCUGGCCGAUCUCAACUCCGAGUCUCCCCUUCCAGAGGGCAGUGCUGGGAACGAAGGUGAAGAAGACUCGGAAGUGAAGGGCGGCAGGCUGAGUAGCCUGGACAGUAGCACUGAAAAAGUGGAGUCUACACUGACCAGGUCUCCGCUAGAAUGUUCCUUACAUAAUAACAGUAGCGCCUUCAUCACCGACCUGAAUGGUACACCUCAGGCAUCAACACCGUGUGCUUUAGAAAUCUCCCAGAACAAUUUGUGGGACCUGGUGGGAUCGAACUAUAUAGAUCUGAAGCAUUUCACCAGUAGGUUGAGCGGAUUUUUGGUGGAUGAGGUUGUGUUGGACACGUUCUUAAAAAUGUUGAAAGAACAGGUAGACCUAAUUCUAGAGGCCUUCGCAUGGACAAUCCCAACCUUGGCGAUGAAGAAGGGUUGCUUACAUCAGAAUGGCUUCAAGAAUAGAGUAAUCCAGUUGUCGAAGUAUAUUUCUGAAGCCCAGUGGAGGUACAAAGUGGUGAUGAGCAACAGGAAUGCGGAGUGCGAGCUUGUCUCUACACGACUGCAACUGAGAACUUACAAAGCUUCAAGUAAUCAAAGACGUAGAAGAGCCAAAGGAUCAGGAUCCAGGAAACAGACUGAAAGCACGAGCAGCGAACUGAGCACGUCAGGUAACGAAGCAGCUGCCACCAACCUGUCGGCCAGAGCUGACAUGGACGGCAGGAGCUACCUCCAGCAGCGAAAUAACCUGAUCCCCAUGAUGCUUUCACCACCAGAAUCCCUGCUCGUUUCGUGUAUAUUGCGAGGAAAUUAUACCGAUGCCCAUGAUGUCUCGAGGAUGUUUAAUCUGCAAUCUUCUCCAAACCACGGCGAGCUCGUUUUUAUGGAGCGAUAUCAAGAAGUCACACGUGAACUCUCAAAAGUGGAGAAAAAAAAUGAAAAUCAGACCUCCGAGGUUAGCAUCAAAAAGCUGGGCAGCAGCCGCUCUACUCUGCAAGCAAUAGGAAGCGCAGCCGCAGCAGGAAUGGUCUUCUAUUCUAUAUCUGAUGUGACGGACAGGCUGGUCGCUCCAUCGGACUGCCUGUUACCGACUUUACAAGAAGACUUCUGGCUGAGAAGUGCGCGCCUGGAGAAGACUGAUCGCUGGAGACGUCUGGUGGAAGAGAUGAAUCCAGCCGCAAUGGCAGCUUUUGAUUUGGCAUGCACACAAGCCCAUCUCUGGAAAACGUGCAAACAGCUGCUCGAGGCGGCGGAGAGACGUCUGCAACAUUGUCUGGAGAGCAAAGGCCGGAGUACUGAGGUGAUGAAGGAACAUCCUGAAGGCAUCAGAGGUGUCCAAGCGGUUCUUCAGCAGAUGAGUAAAAUCAUUAACUACCCCAGCCUACCACAAGGACAGACGGAGAUAGAGGAGAAGAUAAGCGGCCAGCUGAGAUGUAGCAUAACGGAGCUCUUCCAUACCUGUUACUCUGUGCUAAGAGAUGAACACAUGGUGCGCCAUAUCACCCUGAGCCACGAGCUGGAGAAGAACAGCGCACAACUCAAAGCUGCAGUCGCUUCCCUCGAACCAAAAGGAAAUCUGGUCCAUUCCUUAGUGGAUCAGCUGUCGAUGAAACCUCCAGAUGUUCAGAUCCAUCCUGUCCGCAAGCAAAUGACUCUUCUCAUGAGCAACCUGGAUGAACUCGCACUGUUGUCGGACAAUCAGGGCUUAACCUUCAGCCCCAUUCAUUGCUUUUUCACCUACAUGGACACUUUGGCCAAAGUCAUUAUUCAAAGCUUAAAUUCAGAUUUAGAAACCUCUUUGGAAGUAAAGGUGGCAAAUCCUUUUGUUCUUCUGCAUCAAAAGCCAUCACAAGUGGCAUCCCAUCUGCUGUUUGAACGGCAGGUCCCACCAGAAAGGUUGUCAUCCUUGUUGAAGAAGGAGAAUCUGGUCUUGGAUGUGGGGCAGGUGAUUGCAGAUUACUGUUGUGAGAGUCUGUCCUUCUGCAACUUGAGGAGGGUGAAUCAAGCCCAGUGUCUGUUACUGAGCCUGGUCCAGUCCGCACAGCAGUGCGUGGACUCUUCCCUUCCUGACGUGGACCUUGUGAUGUCCAUAUGUCCCCAGGACUCUGAGGACUCCGCUGAGAGCAGACCUACGUCUCCUUCUUCUGACUCCAGCCAGUACUCUCUUACAGCAUCAGCUCUCAACUUUUUAAAGGCUAAAUCUACAUUAAACGCAGUCGUUGUGUGCUUAAGUGCCACCAAAAGCCUAAAGCCGGCCAAGUCUGGCCUGUCCUGGAAGGAGUUACGAGGCAGCAAGAAGGAAACGCUGGAGAUGGAUACCAUCGCUAAGGAGUGUGACCUACUCCUGGCAGAGUUCCCGGUCUUACAGAGGUUCCUCACCUUAAUGUCGGCACCUUUUCGAGACAGUUCCCAGGAACUUAGUGGGUUGAGUGGUUUUCUGUGUGGGAAGCCAUGCACCGCUUCAGUCCUCCUAGGGCUGCACGCGUCCUCAGCAUCUGCAGUGCUAUCUGAAGCUUUUCAAGAUGUGCUCUCCAGGAAGGACUGGAGGAGCGCGCUGCAGUUUUUGAGCCUUUACGUCGGUGAUUUCGAUCUUAAACAAGUCAGAGAUGCCCUUUUGUGCUGCGCUGCUGCUGAAGAAAAAGAAGGAUGGAGAUACCUUUUCGCUGUUCAGGACCCCACGUUGAGAAGCAGACUGGCCCUUCGUUUUCUGGACAGAUGGCCUUUGGAGGCGUGCAGGGAGCUCUUGUCUUACUGUGCGUGCGAGACCGAUAUGGAAGACGGCCUUAAAGGGGAAUUGAAGACCAAAAGGAAAGAGCUGGAAGUGUACAGGAAGAUUCUGAGCCUGCGUGAAGAUGUAGCCUGGGCAAGUUGGCAAGAUUUAAAGGAAGACUGCACUAGAGAUCCUCAGGCCAUAAUCACAAUUAUCCUAGAGGCGAAGGAUUAUCUGCUGUGUGAGGACUGGGGACUCUUCUAUCCAAUCCCGAUGGAUCUGCUAAUAAGCCUGUACCGUGAGCAUCUCUUACAUCUUCUGGAGAAAAAGGACACGGAGAGGUCCCUGCAGCUGCUGAAGAGAGUCGAGGAUCAGAACCUGCGUUUCGCCGUCACGGAGCAGGCGCUCCUUCAGACUCCUGGCAUAUUUGCUAGUCAUUUUUUAUCUGAGUACUUGCUGGCCCAUUUUCCAAAUAGUCUUUUGGAGAUGCGAUGCAAUGAAAUCCGGAAUGUAUACUUGGGAUCAAAGCUGUUGCUGGCCCUUCCAGAAUGCGCCCACACCAACUAUGAACAUCUCAUCUCCAGCCCGCUGCUGAUGGUGGAGCAGCUGCUGAUGAACAUGAAGAUCGAGUGGGUCUCCAUGGCGGUACAGACACUGCAGCAGCUUCCCAUUGAGUCCGAUUUCACCUUUUCUAUUGAAGAUGUGGACAGAUUGCUGUGCAGUUACGCUGGCAAAGCCUUGGACAUCCCGUUCUCUUUCAGAGAGAAACGGACAGAUUCUGUCAGUCGCAUCCCAGAAAGCAGCAGUCAGUCAGCAGAUCCAGAACAAGUCACCUCGUCCCCUCCUGCAGACCAGACUAAUUCUCCUUUUGUAGAUCGAUCUCGGGUGCAGUCAUCGGAGAAAGGGCACAGGAGGAACAAGUCUUCUCCAGAGUUUGUACCUCCUGACAAACCCCCAGCUAAAACACAGUGGAUUCCAGAUGAAACUGAAGCCAUCUGCAUGGUCUGCAAGGACGAGAGGUUCACCAUGUUCAACCGCAGACAUCAUUGCAGGCGAUGUGGAAGACUGGUCUGCAGCUCCUGCUCCAUGAAGAAGAUGGUGGUUGAAGGCUGCCGGGAAAAUCCUGCCCGCGUGUGUGACCAGUGUCAUAACUAUUUCUUUGCAAACGCUAACAAGACAGACGAGGAUUCAGAGCAAUUGGAAGAAAAACCAGGCGGGAUCUUGGAUCUUUCAGAAGUCCUCCGGCUUUCUAAAGCUGCUGAGGUGCAAUGGUGGCUGACGCUCAAUGAAGCUGAAAAUGAAGUGGAGAGGAAUGAGUUUUAUUAUGAGCAGGCCCCAAGUUCAUCAUUGUGCUCCGCCAUCCUCAAUCUGCACUCAAAAAGCGAUGAAUGUGGCUACCAGCUGAUUGAGCGCUGCUGCCUCUUGUCCAAGGGGCUGACCAACCCCGAGAUGGACAGUCGUCUUCUGCUGGACAUCAUUAAGAAUUUGCUAUUCGGUGCCAAAAUGAUUUUUGUCAAAGCAGCAAGGAGUAACGACCUGGCGCUGUGCGACAGUUACAGCAGUAAGGUGGAUUUGCUGAAGAUUUUGGUGGCAGCAUCCUACCAGGACAUCCCUUCUCUGGAUGAGAUUGUUAGACCAGCCGCGGUAGUACGGUUAAGGAAUCAGCUCUUGGAGGCAGAAUACUACAAUUUGGCCAUAGAGGUAUCUACAAAGACCGGACUGGACCCUUCUGGUGUGUGGCACGCCUGGGGCAUGGCGUGUCUGAAGUCUGAUAACUUACCCGGGGCCAGGGAGAAGUUCAGCAGAUGUAUGAAAGCUCCUUUAGAUCUGAACCAAAAGAAUAUUGGGUCGAAGCUCUUGGAAGAUGUUGUUCAGCACUUGGAGUCUGCAGCCAAACCCAUUCUACUGGUGAAAGACGACGAGUAUUUUGCCACCUUGAAAGAACUGGAAGUUACCCUGAAAGCGCGCUGCCUUUGGUACGAGAUGAUGCCAGAGGGGAAGAUCCAAAAUAACGCCUAUUACCAGGAGUGUCUGUAUUACCUGCACACGUAUGGCACCCACCUGGGAAUUAUACAGUUCUAUAUGAGACAUGACCUCAUGCGGGAUGCUUUGCUGCAUCUAUUGAACAAGGAAUGCUCGGGAGAUAUUUUCAUAGAAGGCAUUUUUGUGCCCAGCUAUGAAAGUGGCAAGUUGCAAACGCUUGAAACGAUGUUAGAAUCUAUAGACUCGACUCUGGAGAGUUGGAGCACCUACCUCAUCGAUGCCUGCAAACAUCUCCAGCAGAAGAACUACUACAACAUCUUGUAUGAACUGCAGCAGUUUAUGAAGGACCAUGUACGUGCAGCCAUGACCUGCAUACGGUUUUUCUCACACAAAGCUAAGAGCUACCGUGACCUGGGUAACAAUCAGACGUGGCUGGUAAAAUCCAAGGAGCAUCUAAAAAUCUACUUACAGGAAGUGUCCCGAAGCAAUAGAAGAAAAUCAUUCGAUACAUUCAGGAAAAAGAUGUCUGCAACCGACGUCUCCAGGCAUAUCAACACUGUUGAACUGCAGAUGGAGAUCACGAAGUUCCUGCAGAGAUGUGAGAGUUUGCGGACUGCUCAGGUGUACGACAAGCCACCGCCCACGCUGUUCGGAAACAGCGCCAUGAUGAUCGAUGUGGCCAGCAGCGUCAUAUUAGGUGGGAAGAACGUAGAAGAAGGCUUUGGAAUUGCUUUUCGAGUCAUCCAGGAUUUCCAGCUUGACGCCUUCAAGGUGUACAGCAAAGUGUGCAAGCAGCUGGUGCAACAGGAGAAUUACUCCGAAAUCCUGCAGCUGGUCAAGUGCGUGAGCGAGUCCGGGAUCGCGGCAGAGAAGGACUGUGAUCAGAUUUUACUCAGAUGCGUUGAAGAAAUGGCAGACGUUCCUUCUGAUGAACUGGAGAAGCUCAUCCAAGGCAUGAGAAGUGAUGAAAUCAAGAUCAAAGCAUUUCUGGCCUGCCGCAUGAUGCGCUCAGCCUACUUGACCGCCGUUAAGCAAGAGCACGAGAAAGCCAUCCAACUAGUACAGGAAGUAUGGCAAGCGGCGCACAACCUGAAUGACAAUGUGGUCCAAGGCAUCUGCUCCAAGUGGCUUGUCGAGCACCCUCCAGUUUCGAAGCAGGCACAGCGCCAUACAUCUCGCAAGUGAGCCUGGUGCCUGGAGGAAGAAAAGAGGGGCCAAGAUGGGUGACUUCUGUUUAGGAGAUAGGAGGACCUUUAGUGAUGUACCUGUAUUGUGCAGACCAGUGGUCUCCAACCUGAGAGCCAUAGUUCGAAGCCACAGGUUGACGACCAUUGGCCUAGAUGUGUCUACCUCACUCCUUAACCGUAGAUGCCUGACUUUUAUACUGGUGUUUUAUAAUGUGUGUGAUGGGCUAUGUGCAUACAGCCACGCUCCUGACCACGUACUAUGUGCAGCAGUUUCAUUAAUUACUAUUUGCUUCAUUACUGAAAUUUUACCUACAAACACCUCAACAUGGCCUACAUCAAAUAACAAGUGUUACAGGGGUUUUCUAGUAGUCGCCCCUUUAAGUGACGCAUAGUCAUUGACACAUUGAGCACUAAGAAUGUAAGUUUUCCUAAAAACUUUUGCUGUCAUUAGGCGGGGGCUGUUUUUGUGGCAGCCUGUGUCGUAGCAGCGUAGGCACAGUAGAUGAGAUUUGUCCUGAAAGGCUGCCACCCUUGUCCGUGGGUUGUGUCUGGUAUUGCAUCUCGGGCCCAUUCAAGUAAAUCGGGCUGAGCUGCAGUGUCAAGUUACGGCCCAUGGGCAGGAAACUGAAAUUUUUAGAUUGUUUUGCUUGAUUUCAGCUAAAUAUGUCACCACAGAGGGGUCCAGAUCAAAGAGGUCCUGACUCUGACCCUAUGGAGAACAGAUUCUUGUUAAGUUUACUUCUAAAAGGUUCUGGUUAUAUGAUAUAUGAUCUGAUUUGUGUUACUUUUAUGGAUAUAGAAUAUGGCUGACUAAUGUAUUUUAUGUAUGUAUACAUAGAACCUUAUAUCUAUCAUUUAUGGAAAUCAGUCUUAACCUACCUUAUGGGCACCAUGAAGUACCAGCAACAGGUACUUCUCCUCACAUCUAGGCUCUGUACAAGGUCGGACUGACCCAACAGCGUUCCAGAAGAUCCUCUGGUGGGCUCGGGCUCUGAUACCUUAGUGGGCCCUAAAAAUACAGAAGAAUUCCCAUUUGACUUUCCUCUCGGGUCUAUUUCUUUGAUUCAAACCUAUUGAACCUCAUUGAUGGUAUAGGGGUUGGGCCUUGAGAAAAAUGUUCUCUGGUGGGACCCCAAUAUCCCCAGUCCAAUACUGCCCCUGUAUGAUGUUCUUACUAUUUAGUCCUAUGGGUAUGAAGGGUUUCUGUGUCUAUGGCUGUGUCCUAUGUGAACAGUGCCGCUGCCGGUUCAGGGGUGAAAUGGGGAGAUACGGUAUACUGGAGAUCUCUCUUUAUUGAUGAAUAUUAAGAGGGUCUUCUGGCUUUGAAACAAAUUUACCUGAUAAAAUGACAAACCCAUACUCUUCUCAUAAAGGGAUUGUCCAGCGAGAGAGAGAAAAAAAAGGUUUCAUAAAAGGAGCAGAAUGGGUUAAAAAAUUAAAUACCGGUUAGCAUUACUUGCUGCAUUGAUCCUCUUCCACUGCUGAGUUGACUCACAGACUGGACCAGAAAGCAGAUACCAGCAGGGACCCUUCACCGGUAGCGACUGGGGAUCUGUGAAGUGACUCAUACUUCUUUUAUUUAAUUGUUUUUAUCCAAUAAAGUAAAUAUUCCCGCUGAAGAACCCCUUUAAAUAACACGUGAUCAGUGCUGCAGUGUAAACAGUCCAGUGGAGGACCAUGGGAUCGGCAGCACUGCGGUGGUGGGCCGAGGGGGUUAACAGGUAAGUGUUAGUUUGUCAGCCUGGAUAUCCCAUCUUUUGUAUAGGAUAAAAUUCUGAACAUGAUGUAUUGUGUAGUUCCUGAUAUGUACAGUGUGCAGUGCUACCUAGAAGUAUCAGUAUUGAUUUAGUUAGUCAUUGUCUGCACUGGGUGACAGCCGUAUGGCACUGACCCAGGUGGCACGCUGGACACGUCUCAUGUGCUUUACUUGUGAUGUUGCUGGAUGACAUUGUGAAGGUUACAUCUCUUCCUGAUUAUGAACAUGAUGCUGAGCAUUAUCUUACUUACUGGAUCCCGCAUAUAGGAUACGAGAUUCUGUGCCAGACUUGUCAUGUAUGUAUAUAGCCUAAAAAAGCCAUUGGCCCAGGACUCCAGCAAUGCUCUGUAGAUGGAACGUGUAGAACCCACAGAUUCCGAUAAUUAUCUAGGGUGGUCACACAAGCCCCAGACAUAAUGCAUCUGCGCCAAUAAUAUAUUAAUUUAUCUGACAUAGUUGUCUUGAUUGCUUGAUUACGAUGGUAAAAUAUAGGAGAUAAGGGACAUAAAAUAAGUCAUCUCCCUGGAGAUGUUCUCUUAUCCCAAGGUGUUAGAAGACCACUAAAUAUACAAUAAAUAUCCUCACUAACUCCUCCCUAAACAUCCUCCUCUCCGGUCUCAUAUUACAGUUCAGUGUGUGAGCUAUAGAUGUAGAAAUCUUUUAUAUGUGUUCCCGAAAAACCAGUCUUUCUCCCUUUUUACUUUUGCACGAUCCAUGGUCUAGCUGUAAGGCAGUGGUCUGCAGCAGGAGCCUCCUCCUCCCGACUUCUAAUGGUCAUGACAAUGGACGGACACCCAGGUUUCUCAGAAACAGAUGUAGCUUGAUUGAAGAGGACAACUUCUUCUUUGCAUAAAUAUCUUAGGGCACUUUUAUAGAUUUCCGGGUUCGACAUUCAUAUAUGAAGGACACCAGCUUGCUUUCUCGGUGUGCUUCUAGGGUUUCUGUAGGACUUGUGUAACUGUUGUGUAAUAGACUGAGUAUACGGUCAACCCUGAUGCCCUCAACGACAUCUUUCUGGGAAAAUCUAUGCAAUAUUUGUAAGUGUGCCCUCUCUUUUGUUUGUAAUGAAACGUAUGGAAAAAUCUUGAUUUGCACUGCGAUCCUUGCACUUUAUAACUGUAUUUUGUACCUUUUGUGUGAGUUUUCUUGUCAAGUCUACAAUGAGAGUUUUUUGUCUAAUACCAAGGAGAAUAUAAUAAAUGAAUCGGCAAAUAAAGUAACAAUU
Molecule: messenger RNA, 10646 nt
Organism: Bufo gargarizans (Asiatic toad)
Lineage: Eukaryota; Metazoa; Chordata; Amphibia; Anura; Bufonidae
Gene: ZFYVE26
Product: zinc finger FYVE-type containing 26
Biological process (GO): mitotic cytokinesis; double-strand break repair via homologous recombination; regulation of cytokinesis
Cellular component (GO): midbody; lysosomal membrane; centrosome
Molecular function (GO): phosphatidylinositol-3-phosphate binding; metal ion binding
Source: RefSeq, a predicted model, not a curated record